AUGCAACUUAGAGUUAAAACCCCGUGAUCUGGAAAUAAUAAAAAAGAGCUAGUUCUACAGACUGAGAUUGUAAAGUUCCUUUUGCUGAAGCAAAUUUCAAACCAAAACUCAAGAGAAAUGAUAAAGUGGAUUAAAAAGUUAAUGAUGCCAAAUCCGAACUCAAGGCCAAAUAGUUCUCAAUCCUUAAAACAAUUAUUUAAUGAAGCUAAAGAUUCAAUUUAG
Messenger RNA from Blepharisma stoltei, 222 nucleotides. Lineage: Eukaryota; Ciliophora; Heterotrichea; Heterotrichida; Blepharismidae. The record is from the annotation of a GenBank genome assembly.